Molecule: messenger RNA, 861 nt
Organism: Enterospora canceri
Lineage: Eukaryota; Fungi; Microsporidia; Enterocytozoonidae
Source: the annotation of a GenBank genome assembly
AUGACAACAGAAAAAAUCAGCGAAAAUGAGGAUAUAGAGGAGUGUAUAAUAGAACAGGUAGAACAGGAUAUCAAAAAGGCAGAGAAUAUUGUAACUGGCUGCUGUGAACAAGUCUUCGAUGAAGAAAAGGUAGAGAAUGAGAGAAUAAAGGGCAUUGAUUUUGAAGAUGAGAAUAAAAAGCAGCAAGAAGUCUGUGAAGCAAAGAAGAAGACAACAAAUCUGAUUGCAAAAAUCAUGAAGUUAUCAGGAUGCAACAAGGAGAUUGCAGAAAAAAGUAUCAAGGAAUCUAAGAAUAACACAAAUAAUGCAAUUGAUAUUGCAAAAAGGCAUUAUAGGGAGACACUUCCAACCAUCUUCCACUACAAAAAUGGUCUAGAAGUCAAAUACGGUGGAAAAGAGUCAUUUUACGAUUUCAAGACUGAUUUAGGUAAGAGGCUGGUUGAGAUGAUUGGGCGUGGUGAGUUUGAUCGGAAGCUGCUUGGAAUGACGGCUGACUUCGUGGAUGUGAUCUACGUUGAUUUGAAGAAGGAAAAGAAACUUCAGUUUAAGACGUACGAUAAUAGGCCAAUGAAUCAAAGGAAGGAUAACAGUGAUAUAAAACUCAUAAAACAGUAUGAAAAUGUGCUACCAAAUACCUUGCAAUUUGACGAAUUGUACGACACACAGUUCAAACUGUGCUAUAAGAAGAGCACUGCUAUUUGUAAGUUGGCUUCUGAUACAAAAUUGAGACGAGUUUACAACCAUUUGCGUGAAUUCUUCAAGAAGGACGUUCUGCUGGUUGUGAAUGGUGAAGAAGUGGGCGAGUUACAGACUGGAGAGGAGAUUAACAAGAAGUUUGUUGUGUUAUACGUUAAACAAUAA